ACUAAUGUAGCUAGAAGGCUACAAUUCAAUCCAAUCCUCUAAUAAUUUUGUCGUUGAGACUUUGAUCAACCAACCGGAGAAAUCUGAUUCUGCUGGACCAUGCCUUAUCUUGCCAGACGGCGAAUCCACCGGAAAUUGCAUGUUCUUUGCCGGCAGUCUCUGUUUUCUACUGCGACGCCGGCUACUAAGGACCUCAACGAGACUCGAAAAAUUGAGAAGAUCCUUAUAGCUAAUCGAGGCGAAAUAGCUUGUAGAAUUAUUAGGACUGCCAAAAGACUAGGGAUUCGUACUGUCUCUGUCUACAGCGACGCCGAUAGGUAUAAUCUGCACGUGAAAUCCGCCGACGAGGCCGUUCGCAUAGGCCCUCCUCCUGCGCGCCUAAGCUACUUAAACGCUUCAUCAAUUAUUGAAGCAGCAGCUCGUACUGGAGCUCAGGCUAUCCACCCAGGCUAUGGUUUCAUAUCAGAAAGUGCUGAUUUUGCUCAAAUGUGUGAAGAUGAAGGCUUUAUCUUCAUUGGUCCUCCGGCAUCUGCAAUCCGUGAUAUGGGUGACAAGAGUGCUUCAAAAAGAAUAAUGGAAGCAGCUGGGGUGCCACUUGUACCUGGAUAUCACGGUGAAAAACAAGAUAUUGACUUAAUGAGAUUAGAAGCAGAGAAAAUAGGGUAUCCUAUUAUGAUUAAGCCAACCCAUGGCGGUGGAGGGAAGGGAAUGAGAGUUGUUCAUAGUCCAAGUGAGUUUGUCGAUUCAUUUUUGGGGGCACAACGGGAGGCUGCUGCAUCUUUUGGCAUAAACACGAUCUUGCUAGAAAAAUAUAUUACAAAACCAAGACAUAUUGAAGUCCAGAUAUUUGGUGACAAACAUGGUAAUGUUAUCCAUCUCCAUGAGAGGGAUUGCAGUGUCCAAAGAAGACAUCAGAAAAUAAUUGAGGAAGCUCCUGCUCCAAAUAUUGAUAGUGAGUUCCGAUCCCAUUUGGGUCAAUCUGCUGUAUCUGCAGCCAAGGCAGUUAAUUACUACAGUGCUGGUACUGUGGAAUUUAUUGUUGAUACUGUUUCAGGAGAGUUUUAUUUUAUGGAGAUGAACACCCGUCUUCAGGUUGAACAUCCUGUAACUGAGAUGAUUGUAGGUCAAGAUCUUGUGGAGUGGCAAGUACGUAUUGCAAGUGGAGAGUCUCUUCCUUUAAAGCAACCACAAGUUCCCUUAUCAGGUCAUGCUUUUGAAGCCCGGAUAUAUGCUGAAAAUGUUCCGAAAGGGUUUCUUCCUGCUACCGGUGUUCUUCAUCAUUAUAGUCCUGUUGCUGUUUCAUCAUCAGUUAGAGUUGAAACUGGAGUUGAGGAAGGGGACACUGUAAGCAUGCAUUAUGACCCCAUGAUUGCAAAGCUCGUAGUGUGGGGAGAGAACCGCUCUGCGGCAUUAAUAAAACUUAAGGACUCCUUGUCAAAGUUUCAGGUUGCAGGUUUGCCAACCAACAUAGAUUUCCUCUCUAAAGUUGUCCACCAUUAUGCUUUUCAAAAUGGUGAAUUAGAAACACAUUUCAUUGAGCGGUAUAAAGAUGAUCUAUUAAGCAGUGCUAGCAGUUUAGGAACUGCACAAGAGGCAUAUCAUGUUAUGAGACAUGGUGCAUCAAUUGCUGUUGCUUGCAUUUGCAAAAUGGAGCUUGAAGCAUCAAGGAACAGUGCCCCUGAAAGCAUGUUUCUGUGGUAUGUUGAUCCUCCUUUUAGAGUUGGCCAUUUGGCCCGUCGAAUAAUGCAACUUGAAUUUGUUGAUGAGCAUAGCAGUACUGGUUCAAAAAGUUUAAAUGUCUGUUUGACCUACUUGGCUGAAGGAAAAUUCCUAGUUGAGACAGGAGAAAGCACUUGCCCCAGUUUGGAGGUCGAAGUACAACAUUUAAGCAAUGCUAAUUAUAGUGUAGAUGUUGGUGGUGUAAAACUAAACGCGCGCCUUGCUGUCUAUUCCAAAGACCAUUCUAAGCACAUCCACAUUUGGCAUGGUCCAUACCAUCAUCACUUCAAACAAAGUAUACGCCUUGAACUUGUUGAUGAUGAUGAACUGAACCACAAACCUUUCAUUGAGUCUGCAUCUCAUCCUCCUGGGACUGUAGUCGCCCCAAUGGCUGGUCUAGUGGUUAAAGUUUUGGUGAAGGAUGGGGAAGAAGUUCAGCAAAGCCAACCAAUAUUGGUAUUAGAAGCAAUGAAGAUGGAGCAUGUGGUGAAAGCUCCAAUUGCUGGACAUGUCAGUGGCCUUAAGGUUGAAGUGGGACAGCAGAUUUAUGAUGGUGCUGCUCUCUUUAAUAUCAAGAGUUCAUAGAUCUAUCCGUAUCCGUUGAAGACAAUCUCAUCAUGGCUGAACCCAAAACUGGUUGCAUAAGAUAUGUAUGUCUUGACCUCCACUUGCAACUCGAAACUACUUAGACACAGCCAUGUAAUACACAUAUUAGGGGUGUCCUGAAUCCCUAUAUAGGUACGUGUAAAAUGUUGAGAGACCAUUUCCAGUGGUUGGAAACUUGAUAUCUCAUUUCCUCACCACCUCAGGAGGUCAAAGAUGAAAAGCAAAUUGAAAAUUUUCAAUAAAUACAUUUGGUGUUAGCCCUUUCUUGACCCAAUCUCUCCUGCAUCCAUAACUUUUGUUUUGAAACACUGAUGAUGUAUUUGGAGGGGAUGCUUUGGGAUAUUGAGCGAGUUCGGGUAUGGCUUCAGAGCGCUGCACCUCAUGUUCAAAGAUGUUCUUAAUAGUGUGACUCAAUGACGGGUUUUCUUAAUCACAAAUCAAAAUUUUCAAUUGAU
Messenger RNA from Cuscuta campestris, 2780 nucleotides. The record is from the annotation of a GenBank genome assembly. NCBI's taxonomy places the organism in Eukaryota, Viridiplantae, Streptophyta, Magnoliopsida, Solanales, Convolvulaceae.